Molecule: messenger RNA, 552 nt
Organism: Caenorhabditis remanei
Lineage: Eukaryota; Metazoa; Nematoda; Chromadorea; Rhabditida; Rhabditidae
Exons: 4
Coding region: 1-552 (183 amino acids)
Source: RefSeq, a predicted model, not a curated record
AUGACAUGUGAGAACAAGAAAUGGUAUGCAACCAAAUACCCUUUUGGAGUACAUUAUAUCACGAAUGACUCCGAAACCAAAUUCAUUACUGAAGGUUUGGAUGGAAAAAGGUCGGAAAUCGAAAGUGUUAUGUGCCUCCCUAUUGAGCCCAAAUGCAGGUGCUCCGAUAUUACUGAUAUUGUUUACUCAUCAUUUGACUCAGAUAUAAAUGACAUACUAAUUACUGAGAAAGAUGGUUGCGUUAAAAAUAUUACUUGCCGUGAUAGUUAUUUGACGUAUGUCACAACUUCUUUUAGUACAUCAGAAAUCGUUCGCCCUGAUGAUAGUCAUGAAGAUAGUAAAGCAUAUGUGGACAGUGCUGAUCUUCAAACUGGGGUACUAACAGGAUCUGUUGAUGUAUUUUCUUUGUUUGGAAUGACAUGUGAGAACAAGAAAUGGUAUGUAACCAAAUACCCUUUUGGAGUACAUUAUAUCACGAAAGACUCCGAAACCAAAUUCAUUACUGAAGGUUUGGAUGGAAAAAGGUCGGAAAUCGAAAGUGUUAUGUGGUAA